AAGGUCACCCGUGCUGCUAUGGACAUUCUCGACAAACAGACAAAGUGGCAGAGUCCGUUUCAUUUGCAUAUGAGACACAGUUCCUUUUUCUCUUUAUAGGUUCUAUGUCCUUGCUCUUUUUUCAUACCUUGAUCCAAUGGAAACGGGCCUCUUUUUGUCUCCAAACAGCCUUUUUCUUCUUUCAAACAAAGGCGUGCUCAUUUGUGGUCAACAUCAUUCACAUAAUCACAUUGUCCAUUCAAUAUACUUUUCGAUUCUGUUUGCUCAAAAAACCAUAAACUCAAAUGUGUUUACACACUAAUUAACAUUCUUUGAUUAAUUUAUAUAUAUAUGUUCGGAAAAGUAAAUUUCUGUUUGUUUCAGCCCGUUUAGUAAAACUUUAUAUUUGAUUAGUUUGAAUUUCUAGAAACUCUUCUCUUUUGUAAAUUAUUUGUUAUUUUGUUAAUGGAAACCCCGUUCUUGAUGCAUCAUUUCCACCAUUCACCAACACAAGACAACAUCAUUAGCUCAAACCUCUAGCUGUCCCGUUUUCCCCCUUGAGAGAGCUGCACCACAAACAGAGAGAGAGAGAAAGAGAGAGAGAAGGCUAUGUUCCAACUUCUCUCAUGAUUCCAUUUUCCCCUCCUUUUUUCACCUAUUCUCUAAUAAAAUAUCAUUAAUGUCUAAUGGAAUAAUGGGUUUUUGUUUUUAUAAGACAUGAAGCAACAACAGUUAUGAUGGAGUCAAUGGAGUCAAUGGAGUCAUGUGUCCCACCUGGAUUCCGGUUCCACCCGACGGACGAGGAGCUUGUUGGGUAUUAUCUGAGGAAGAAGGUCGCAUCGCAGAAGAUUGAUCUCGAUGUCAUCAGAGACAUUGAUCUCUAUAGGAUCGAACCAUGGGAUCUUCAAGAGAGGUGCCGGAUCGGAUACGAGGAGCAAAGCGAGUGGUAUUUCUUCAGUCACAAGGAUAAGAAAUAUCCAACGGGGACAAGGACUAACAGAGCAACCAUGGCUGGUUUUUGGAAAGCAACGGGGCGAGACAAGGCGGUGUACGAUAAAUCCAAGCUGAUCGGAAUGAGAAAGACCCUUGUUUUCUACAAAGGAAGAGCUCCUAAUGGACAGAAAACCGACUGGAUCAUGCAUGAAUACAGGCUUGAAUCCGACGAGAAUGGACCUCCACAGGAAGAAGGCUGGGUUGUUUGUCGAGCAUUUAAGAAGAAAACAACUGGUCAAACCAAGAGCAUUGAUGUGUGGGAUUCAAGCUACGACGAACCAAGUGGCAUUAGCUCAGUGGUUGAUCCACUCGACUACUUGUCGAGGCAACCCCAGAAUCUUUUACCUCCGAGUUACUUGUGUAAGCAAGAGACCGAGGCUGAAAACUUAAACUUUGUCCACUCCGAUCAGUUCGUACAGCUUCCUCAGCUAGAGAGCCCAUCUCUGCCAUUAAUAAAAAAGCCGACUUCCAUAUCUCUGGUGCCCGAGAAUAAUAUUAAUAAUAAUACCAAUCACAAAGAAGAAGAAGAUCAUCUGCUGAAGAUAAUGUGCAACAACAACAACAAUGAGAAAGUGACUGACUGGAGAACCCUCGACAAGUUUGUUGCUUCUCAGUUGAGCCAUGAAGAUAGAUACCAUGGUGAAGUAGCAGUUUCAUGCUUUGAUGCUGCAGAUAAUAAUACUAACAACUCAGAUAUGGCAUUGCUGUUGUUACAGAGUAGUGGUAGAGAAGAAGCGAACAAAUUGAACGAGUUCUUGAACUCGAGCUCGGAUUGUGAUAUUGGAAUAUGCAUAUUUGAUAAAUGAAGGGCGGGGUAGAGAAAAAGGAGACCAUGAACAGAGUUUUAUCAGUUAAUUAAUAUUGUAAACGUUUGAUGCAUAAUGAGACCUAUUUUUUUGUAAAAUAUACAUAUACAUAUACAUAUAUAUGGUUGUGAAAUGAGUGAAGAAACUCUCCUUUAAUCCCUA
Gossypium raimondii (Peruvian cotton) is the source of this 1940-nucleotide messenger RNA. RefSeq names its product NAC domain-containing protein 37. Gene Ontology annotation, biological process: regulation of DNA-templated transcription. Gene Ontology annotation, molecular function: DNA binding. Lineage: Eukaryota; Viridiplantae; Streptophyta; Magnoliopsida; Malvales; Malvaceae. Bases 714 to 1778 code for a protein of 354 amino acids. The record is from RefSeq and is a predicted model, not a curated record. The transcript has 4 exons.